GAAAAACGUUCACUUCUGUUCUUGAAGUGUCUCACUCAAAACAUAUGAAUUUUCGUAAGAGCACCAAUUCCACCUACUAAAAACAAAAAUUUCAAAAUAGCAAACAAUUGUUGAUAAAUCAAUAAUUUUUGACGAUAUAUUUUCUUUUAGAAAAUAUUAAUUCAUCCUUCUUUUAAUUUUUUUUUGAAACUUCACAUCACAUUCAAGAAAAUCUAAAUGGAAGACAACGAAGCAUUUCAAGAUGAGUUACUUGCCCUAGAAAGUAUUUAUCCUUCUUGCCUUUUACCUAUAUCCGAGCAGAGUUACACUUACACGCUGAGUAUACCCGACAGCAGAGUGCGUCUUAACCUUCAAUUUCCCACCGACUAUCCAGAGUCUCCACCCAUCGUGCUAGAUGCUUAUGGAGUUGAUAAAGCCCUUGCAGAAGACGUUCUGCUGUCGGUUGCUACCGGUGAUGUAUGUAUCUUUUCAUAUAUAGAUUUGCUGAAAGAACUAGUGGAUAUCGAAGCCGAACAAGAAGUCAUGCAGAACGAGCACAAGAAGCAAGAAGAAUCAGACAAAGAUACACCAGUAAUGCUUGAUAAAAAUCAAUACGUUGCUAAGACUCCAGAAACUCAUCAAGAAGAAUGGAAACCCUCAUUUGACUGGAAAGAAUCACAAGCGAUCACUGACAGAAAGAGUACCUUUGCUGCUCAUGCCACUAGAGUUUAUAGCCCAGAGCAGGUUCGAAAGGCUUUGGAAGAACUGUAUAUGAACAAAAAGGUUGCCAAGGCAAAUCACAAUAUGGUCGCUUAUCGUGUAAUUUCUGAGCGUGGAAAUGUCAUUCAAGACAAUGAUGACGAUGGUGAAUCUGCAGCAGGAUCGCGCAUGGGUCAUCUACUCACAAUGAUGGAUGCAGAAAAUGUCUUUGUAUGUGUUUCACGUUGGUUCGGAGGUACUCAUAUUGGACCUGACCGCUUCAAACAUAUUAAUUCUACGGCCCGUGAAGCUGUCCUUUUAACCGGAGCAACGCCUGAACAGAAAAAGGGUAAUGAAGAUAAAAAGAAAAAGAAACAUCGAUAGAGAAUCCGCGAUAACUUACCUUGCCGAAAAAAUUUUGGAAAUAAUAAUCUUCACUAAUUGCUUUCACAUAUACCAAUAUUCUUGGAUGUACAAUAUUUAAUAGAAUGUUAAUUGAUACGUUACUUACUCUUA
This is a messenger RNA of Schizosaccharomyces cryophilus OY26, 1194 nucleotides long. RefSeq lists its product as uncharacterized. Gene Ontology annotation, biological process: regulation of translational initiation. The transcript is spliced from 3 exons. Gene Ontology annotation, cellular component: cytoplasm. The record is from RefSeq and is a predicted model, not a curated record. Gene Ontology annotation, molecular function: protein binding. The coding region runs from base 217 to 1062 and encodes 281 amino acids. NCBI's taxonomy places the organism in Eukaryota, Fungi, Ascomycota, Schizosaccharomycetes, Schizosaccharomycetales, Schizosaccharomycetaceae.